CCCUGGGCUCCCAGCGGCGGGAUGGAGGCGGGACGGAGCACGGCGACCGCGGGGAAGCGGGACGCGGGCGGCAUGGAGGACGAGGAGGAGGAGGAGGAGGAGAUCACCGCUGCCUCGCUGCGGGUAAGGCCCCGGCCGCUGCCCCUGUCGGCGCUGUCCGCCUUCAGCUACGUCCCGCCGCGGCGCCAGGACCCCAAGGAGCACAGCUACUUCAACCGCCAGAGCCAGACAGGAAUCAUUUCCCUCUAUGACUGUAUUUUUAAGAGGGACCUAGGAUAUAAUCAGAAAUUGCACCGAGAUGACAGAGAACAUGCGAAGAGCCUGGGACUUCAUGUUAACGAGGAGGAGCAGGAGAGGCCCGUCGGGGUGCUGAUGUCAUCUGUCUACGGCAAGCGCAUCCACCAGCCAGUGGAGCCUCUGAACUUGGAGCAUGGCCGUGCCAACCAUUUGAAGGCCGACUUCUAUAGGAAGAAUGAGAUCCCCAGCUUCAAGGAUCCUGGCUUUGGGUACAUUUCUCCAGUGUGACAGUUCUCCUGUGAAAUUAUUUCAGAUGAAAUGAUGCUGAGUACUGACCCACUGGGAGCACCUGAAUAAAAUGAAAACUUGGUUCUUA
Messenger RNA from Myotis lucifugus (little brown bat), 613 nucleotides. RefSeq names its product chromosome unknown C5orf49 homolog (gene CFAP90). The transcript is spliced from 3 exons. Bases 22 to 525 code for a protein of 167 amino acids. The record is from RefSeq and is a predicted model, not a curated record. Lineage: Eukaryota; Metazoa; Chordata; Mammalia; Chiroptera; Vespertilionidae.